UGCAGAUUGAUUGCUACAUCCAUGGUCUCUGGCAAAAUCAAUACUGAAUUGUUGUUUAAGGAACACGAAAUUCGUUGCUUGAAGAGAAAGUUGUUGAUGGAAGCUCUAGAAAAAGAACUCCCAAAAUGUACAAUUAGGUACUCUUCUAAAGUGGUCUCUAUCCAGGAAGCAGCCACUUUAAAGAGAUCCAUCUUGCUGAUGGAGCAAUCCUCAAAACCAAGAAUUUUCUCAAUUUGUUGGCGAUGGAGUUCGAUCAACCUUCUUACAUGUGAUGAUCAUACUGUAUAUUGGAUCAUGACUUGGUCUCCCACCAGCCAAGGCGAAGACCUAGAAGAAAAUCCAAAUCAACUAAAGCAAUUUGCUCCAAACGUGCUUCAAAAUCUGCCCAAUAGAUUGAAGGAGGUCAUUAAGAACACUCCGGUAGAAAACAUUGUAUCAUCCCCAUUGAGAUACAGACGGCCGUGGGAGAUGCUAUGGGGAAAUAUCAGCAAGGGAAAUGUGUGCUUAGUUGGUGAUGCCCUCCAUCCGAUGACUCCAGACCUUGGGCAAGGCGGGUGCCCUGCUUUGGAAGGUGGUGUUAUUCUGGCCGGGCAUCUAGCCUUGGCCUUGUCAAAACUAGGAAACGAUGAAUGGAACAGACUUGAAAUGGGGGCAGCACAAUAUGCAAGAGAAAGGAGAUGGAGAAGUUUUGAGCUCAUUGCGGCAACGUACAUCAUUGGAACUAUGCAGCAGAGCCGGGGAUAACAAUGAACUUCAUAAGAGAUAAAAUUCUAGCAAAAUUCCUGGCUGGAUUGCUAUUGGGGAUGGCAGAUUUUGAUUGCGGUAAGCUCUACUUUAAUGAUUCUUGAAUGUAUCUUUACACGCAUGAAGUUUAUGUAACAGAAGCACCAGCAUGAAAAUAAAAUGGAAGAUGCUUA
Messenger RNA from Rubroshorea leprosula, 917 nucleotides. Lineage: Eukaryota; Viridiplantae; Streptophyta; Magnoliopsida; Malvales; Dipterocarpaceae. The record is from the annotation of a GenBank genome assembly.